Micromonas pusilla CCMP1545 is the source of this 1144-nucleotide messenger RNA. RefSeq lists its product as uncharacterized. Bases 20 to 1081 code for a protein of 353 amino acids. The transcript has a single exon. The record is from RefSeq and is a predicted model, not a curated record. Lineage: Eukaryota; Viridiplantae; Chlorophyta; Mamiellophyceae; Mamiellales; Mamiellaceae.
CCGCGCAGAGGACAUCGCGAUGUCCGACGAGCCCGAGACCGUACCCCCCGCCGAGCCCGAGGCCGAGGCCGAGGCCCCCGCCGCCGAAGCCGAGACCGAGGCCGCGCCCGCGGAGGCGGAAGCUCCCGCCGCGGAGGAAGCCGCGCCCGAAGAAUCUCCCGCGCCCGCGGAGGACGCCGCGGCGGAAGAGCCCGCCGCGGCGGAAGAGCCCGCCGCGGCGGAAGAGCCCGCCGCGGCGGAAGAGCCCGCGGUGACCGAGGAUGCGCCCGCGGCGGAGGAUGCGCCCGCGGCCGAGGAUGCGCCCGCGGCCGAAGAAGCCCCCGCGGCCGAGGAUGAAGCCCCCGCGGCCGAGGAUGAAGCCCCCGCGGCCGAGGAUGAAGCCCCCGCGGCCGAGGAUGAAGCCCCCGCGGCCGAAGAAGCCCCCGCGGCGACCGAGGGCGACGCCGAGCCCGCGACGAAAAUCGACGCCCCCGACGACGUCGACCCUGAUGAAGACGCCGCCGCCGCGCCGGAGCCGACGCCGGAGCCGGAGCCCGCGGACGUCGAGUCCGAACCCGAACCCGACGUCGGGACGGAUGACGCGUUCAAGGAGAACGCCGCGCCUCCGUUCGAGCGCGCGAACGACGACCGCGCGCCCCCAGGGGAGCCUCUCUUCGCGAAGAAGCAGCCCGUGCACGCGUACCUCGCGUCCAACAUCCAGCUCGCGGUGCGACACGCGCUCCGGGCGCUGUCGUCGCAGCGACCGGAGGAGCCGUUCGCGCUCGCCGCCGACGUCAUCCGCGAGUGGACGCCGGAGGCGACGGCGCCGCGGUUAUCGAGACCCGCGGGAGGGAACUCCAUCGGCGCGAGGGAGUACCUCGAGAAGACGCAGAUCUUGAACGCGCUGCACGAGGGGAUGUGUCAGAUGGCGAAGAUACGGCCCGCGGAUCCGCGGCAGUUUCUCGCGGAUUACCUCCUCGACCACGCGCCGGCGCCGGAGUACGUGCAGCAGAUGGAACGGUUCGGGACGGAGGAGCAGCUCGCGAAGAUGGACGCGCUUCACGAGGGCGCGAGGGACGCGCUCGACGGGAUGGAAGCGUGAGCGAGCGAACGCGCGCGCCUGUAGGUUUACGGUAUCUAAUACGCACGCGACGAGAGUCGAAAC